This is a messenger RNA of Argentina anserina (silverweed cinquefoil), 1851 nucleotides long. RefSeq names its product cytochrome P450 94A1-like. The coding region runs from base 91 to 1596 and encodes 501 amino acids. The record is from RefSeq and is a predicted model, not a curated record. Lineage: Eukaryota; Viridiplantae; Streptophyta; Magnoliopsida; Rosales; Rosaceae. Gene Ontology annotation, molecular function: iron ion binding; heme binding; monooxygenase activity. The transcript has a single exon.
CCCACCCUCUCAUACACAACCACGAGCUUUAUCCUAAUUAAGCCAAAACACACAAAGACUGCACCUCCUAGCUCUACUGAUCCAUCAGCCAUGUUUCUCCAGCUGUUAGCUUUCUCCCCUCUUCUCCUUCUCCCUUUGCUUUUCUUCAUCCUCAAGCUUUCCGGCGACUCGAAAACCGCCAACAGCAAGCUCCCCAAAUCUUACCCAAUUAUAGGAUCCUUUCCUGCCAUUUACAAAAACCGUUCCAAUAGAUUCCCGUGGAUCACUGACCUUGUCAAAACCUCCCCCACAUCUACUAUUUCCAUGCACCAUUCUCCUGGCCACCGCAUAGUCAUCACUGCCAAUCCCGCCGUGGUCCAGCACAUCCUCAAGACAAAGUUCCAUAUAUACCAGAAGGGCAAGUCCUUCCGUACCACUCUCCAGGACCUCCUCGGUGACGGCAUUUUCAACGCCGAUGGUGACAACUGGAAGUUCCAAAGACAACUCUCCAGUCAUGAAUUCAAUACCAAAUCGCUGAGGAAGUUCGUUGAACAGGUAGUUGAUACCGAACUUUACGACAGACUAGUCCCUAUUUUAUCGAAAUCUUCUAGCAAUCGAACCGUUCUUGAUUUCCAAGACAUUCUCCAACGGUUUGCAUUUGACAACAUAUGUAAAAUCGGGUUCGGAUACGACCCCGAGUAUCUCCUUCCUUCUCUACCGCAAGCGAAAUUCGCUGUGGCAUUCGAUGAUGCGGUCCAGAUCAGUGGCGAGAGGUUAAAUUCUAUGCGUAUAGUGUGGAAGAUCAAGCGAGCUUUCGGGAUCGGAUCGGAAAGCCAUCUUCGUCGGGUGGUUUCCGAAGUCCGUCAAUUCGCGAAUACCAUAGUCAAACAAAAGAAGAGCGAAAUGGACGAGAUGAAGACUUCGGAGUCUCACGAUUUGCUGUCUCGAUUCUUGAGCUCUGGCCACUCUGAAGAGAAGUUUGUCACCGACAUCGUCAUCAGCUUCAUUCUCGCCGGAAGGGACACGACCUCGGCAGCACUGACAUGGUUCUUCUGGCUGAUAGCAAACCAUCCUAACGUUGAAGACGAAAUUCUCAAGGAGAUCAAUGAGAAAGUGGAGACCGGAGCCGGAUAUGACGAAGCCAAGGACAUGGUGUACACACACGCGGCACUGUGCGAGAGCAUGAGGCUGUAUCCGCCGGUUCCGACAGACGGCAAAGAGGCUGUAGAAGACGACGUUUUACCGGACGGCACUGAAGUGAAGAAAGGGACGACGGUGUCGUACCACGUUUACGCGAUGGGGCGGAUGGAGCAAAUAUGGGGUGAGGAUUGGGCGCAGUUCCGACCGGAGAGGUGGUUGGAGCAUGACAUGGCGGCGGACAAGUGGAAGUUCGUGGCGAAGGACUCGUUUAGCUACCCGGUGUUUCAGGCGGGGCCAAGGAUCUGUUUGGGGAAGGAGAUGGCGUUUUUGCAGAUGAAGAGAGUGGUGGGUGGCGUUUUGAAGAGGUUUAAGAUUGUGCCGGAGAAGAGGGAGAAUGGGAAGGAGCCAGAAUUCGUUGGGUACCUCACCGGAAAGAUGAAAGGUGGGUUUCCGGUGACUGUUGUGGAGAGGGCAUAAGUACGUAGUAGUCGACUAUCAAUAGUAGUGUGCCAUUGUGUGUAUGUGUGUUUUUGUUUUUGAUGAUGAGUGUCAGUGUGUGUUUACCUAUUCGAGACUAUAUAUAAUGCACUCUCCCCUUUGAACAAAAAAUGUAGAAUGUACUGUUGUACAGAUGCAUGCGAUAUCUUUAUUAACUUAUUGUACAAAUGUCUUUCAAUUUGGUGCUAUGUUAUUUCAAGCAUCAAGCUUAUUAGGAAUAGGAGGUCGUUACUU